This is a messenger RNA of Drosophila grimshawi, 1114 nucleotides long. Its product is annotated as transformer-2 sex-determining protein-like. The coding region runs from base 42 to 818 and encodes 258 amino acids. Gene Ontology annotation, cellular component: spliceosomal complex. The transcript is spliced from 8 exons. The record is from RefSeq and is a predicted model, not a curated record. Gene Ontology annotation, biological process: positive regulation of mRNA splicing, via spliceosome. Gene Ontology annotation, molecular function: RNA binding. NCBI's taxonomy places the organism in Eukaryota, Metazoa, Arthropoda, Insecta, Diptera, Drosophilidae.
AUCAAGUGUGCUAAAGUUUGGCAAUAAGUGCACCCAAUACAAUGACCUCUGGGUUUGCCAACGCAAGAAAAUAUUUACAUUUACAGCGCAGUAAUACACAAAAAUUUAGCCGCAGCUCUGCUAGUCCGUACUCUCCAGCAACAGAGUCCUCGGACAGUGCUCGUUCCCGUCAGCGUCGGUCUGACGUGGAGGUCUAUAGCAGCCGUCAUCCCAAGUCCAAGUCCGGUUUUUCGCAACGCCGACGCUCUUUCUCUGGAUCAGAGUCGCCGCCUGCGCGUCGUCACAAUUCCAACCGCCGCUUGUCCCGUGAUUAUCGCAUGCGUCAAGUACGCUCACAGGAUAAUCCACAAGCUAGUCGCUGCAUUGGUGUUUUUGGCCUGCACACCAAGACCACCCAGCUCAAGGUGCGCGAAUUGUUCAAUAAAUUCGGACCCAUCGAACGCAUCCAAAUGGUCAUCGAUGCUCAUACUCAUCGCUCUCGCGGCUUUUGCUUCAUUUACUAUGAGAAUAUCGGGGAUGCACGCGUUGCCAAGGAUGCCUGCACUGGCAUGGAUGUUGAUGGCCGUCGCAUUCGCGUCGAUUACUCUAUAACACAGCGCCCACACACACCCACGCCGGGUGUAUACAUGGGACGCCCUUCACGUGAGUCCCGUUCACGUCGCCGCAACCGCCGUGAUUCGUCAUCUGUGUCACCAAACGAAUCGAAGCGCCGCAAUUAUCGCAGUCGUCAACGCUACGAUCGCAGCUGCAGUCGCUCUCGCAGCUAUUCCCGUUCACGCUCACCACGCAAGCCAUCUCGCUACUCAUCGCAUUAUUAAUAUGCUUCUGCACACGAGGGUAUAGACUGAUUUCUUUUUGUUUUACAAUUCCCUGUAUAUUAGGCAGUGCUAGUAUAAACAAGCAGCACCUAGUUUUAGUCGAUAAUUAAUUCACCAAUAUCGUUUAUGUUGCACCCCUCGUGCAUUUUUGUAAAAUGUAGUGUAGCCAUCAAGAAAGCAACCGAUGUGGAUUUCGCGUCUCAUCCUUUAUCCAUCCAAUGGCGCGUAACACAAUUUGUGAUAUGUAUUUUAAAAGAAACGGCAUAAAUCGAUUCAAAAUAUACUAACAAAACUAA